This is a messenger RNA of Trichogramma pretiosum, 1098 nucleotides long. RefSeq names its product splicing factor U2af 38 kDa subunit (gene U2af38). The record is from RefSeq and is a predicted model, not a curated record. Gene Ontology annotation, molecular function: pre-mRNA 3'-splice site binding; metal ion binding. Bases 192 to 920 code for a protein of 242 amino acids. Gene Ontology annotation, biological process: mRNA splicing, via spliceosome. The transcript has 5 exons. NCBI's taxonomy places the organism in Eukaryota, Metazoa, Arthropoda, Insecta, Hymenoptera, Trichogrammatidae. Gene Ontology annotation, cellular component: U2AF complex; spliceosomal complex.
CUUGAUACAUAACCAGCGCUCGAGCCUCGCUGCAUCUGACUGAAUAAUAUCCCAACAACUAACGCUUUCGUAGACGAGGCGUGAAGCCACCGCCAUUGUACCCUUGAUUAGACAGCUUUGCAAUCCAUUGUUUAGUUCUGCUUUUACAACUCAAAAAGUCGUAUUGCUAAGAGCCAAGCUCAUCUGACAGGAUGGCUGAGUACUUGGCGUCCAUCUUCGGCACAGAAAAAGACAAAGUAAAUUGCUCUUUUUACUUUAAAAUUGGAGCAUGCCGACAUGGUGAUAGAUGUUCUAGAAUUCACAACAAACCCACUUUCAGCCAGACAUGUUUACUUCAGAACUUAUACGUAAACCCACAGAAUUCAGCCAAAAGUGCUGAUGGCUCGCAUUUGGUUGCAAAUGUAUCUGAUGAAGAAAUGCAAGAGCAUUAUGAUAACUUCUUUGAAGAUGUGUUUGUUGAAUGUGAAGAUAAAUAUGGUGAAAUUGAAGAAAUGAAUGUUUGUGAUAACUUGGGAGAUCAUUUGGUUGGAAAUGUUUACAUAAAAUUUAGACGAGAGGAAGAUGCAGAAAAAGCUGUAAAUGAUUUGAACAACAGAUGGUUUGGUGGAAGACCAGUAUAUGCUGAGCUUUCACCUGUCACAGACUUUAGAGAAGCUUGCUGUCGUCAAUAUGAAAUGGGUGAAUGCACAAGAUCAGGAUUUUGCAACUUCAUGCACUUGAAACCAAUAUCUCGAGAUCUCCGGCGUUAUCUUUACAGUCGUAAGAAGGGUGGUGGUGGUGGUGGUCGCGGAGGAGGCAGAUCACGUUCCCGCUCAAGAUCUCCCAAACGGGAUCGCAAACGACGAUCGCGCUCUCGUGACCGUCGAUCUCGAUCCAAGGAUCGGCGUAAGGGUAGAGACAGUCGAUCUGGACGAUAUUAGAUACAAGUAAAGUCUGAAGUAUAAAUGAAUUUAACAAUUUGAAUCAUUGUAUUUGUGUAAAAUCCAAUUAUAAAAUGAAAUUUAGGAUAAUAAUGUAAAAAUAGGAUGAUGUAAAAUGAACAAGAACUAUAAUAAAGACAACGUUUGCAGGUAUGCGAACAUUUUCCACAAAAAAUAA